Candida dubliniensis CD36 is the source of this 2190-nucleotide messenger RNA. RefSeq names its product putative ATP-dependent RNA helicase (gene DBP7). The record is from RefSeq and is a predicted model, not a curated record. Gene Ontology annotation, molecular function: ATP binding; nucleic acid binding; RNA helicase activity. Lineage: Eukaryota; Fungi; Ascomycota; Pichiomycetes; Serinales; Debaryomycetaceae. Bases 1 to 2190 code for a protein of 729 amino acids. Gene Ontology annotation, biological process: ribosome biogenesis. Gene Ontology annotation, cellular component: nucleus. The transcript has a single exon.
AUGGACGAAGAUGAUGGAUUGUUGUUGAACUUUGCUGUUCCAGAUACUUCAUCAACCACAACUUCCAAAAACCAAAAUGUCAAAGUUCUGGGUGGUAGAUGGAAGGAUAGAAGAAAGUUACAACUUGCAUUACAAGGUAGAACGAAAAAGAGGCAGCCCGAGACCGGAGUAAAUCUCAUCCCAGUUGAUGAAUCCAAACGAAAACGGGUAUUUGAAGAUAAAUUACCAGCUGACUCGAACAAAAGGUCAAAGUUCACAGAAAGCAAAGGUGAAUUUGGUGGGAAAGGUGAUUCAUAUGUGUCAUCUUUAUUUACCAAUAACGAACCAACGUCACACUUAGUGACAACUUCGACUACCAAAGAGCUUACUUAUUUACCAUCCAAUGCACCUAUGAAAGAUGCAACUACAUUUUCUGGUUUAGGGUUGAAUGAAAAAUUGUCAACACAUCUAACUGAACAUUUACGAUUCAUGCAUCCAACCAAGAUUCAACAAUUAGUAAUACCGAGUUUAAUAGCCACAGAAAAUGAUCUAUUCGUGAAAGCACAAACAGGGUCUGGUAAAACAUUGGCUUUUGUUUUGCCCAUAUUCCAUAAGUUGAUGAGAGAAAAUAAAUUCAAGAUUAAUCGAGAAUCAGGGUUAUUUGCCAUAAUUUUAACACCUACCCGUGAAUUGGCCACACAGAUUUAUGGGGUGUUGGAGACAUUAACAAGAUGCCAUCAUUGGGUAGUUCCAGGAAUAGUCAUUGGUGGUGAAAAAAAGAAGUCAGAAAAGGCAAGAUUGAGAAAAGGGUGUAAUAUAUUAGUUGCUACUCCAGGAAGGUUGGCUGAUCAUUUGGAAAAUACAAAAACAUUAGAUAUUAGUCAGUUGAGAUGGCUUGUGUUAGAUGAAGGUGAUAAAUUAAUGGAGUUGGGAUUUGAAGAAACUAUAGCCCAAAUCACUGCCAAAAUAGACUCAAAUUCUAAAAUUGCUGACACCGCUGAAAAAUGGCAAGGGUUACCAUCGAGAAGAAUAAAUAUGUUGUGUUCAGCUACAUUGCAUAGUAAUGUGAAAAAAUUGGGUAGUAUAGUGUUGAAAAAUCCUGAAAUGAUUUCAGUGGAAACAGCUUCUGUUCCUGGAACCGUAUCAUUUGACGAAACCAUAGCCACCACUACAAGUACGGCACCAGACCAGUUGAUUCAAAAUGUUGUUGUCGUUCCACCCAAGUUGAGACUAGUUACAUUGGAUGCAUUGUUAUUGAGUAUUUGCAAACACUCUACUGAAAGAACCAUUGUGUUUUUUUCCUGUUCCGAUUCAGUUGAUUUCCAUUUUGACGUAUUCACUCGAGAUGGUAAAAAGUUUAAAAAAAUGACUGAUGAAGAAUCCGGUGAAGUGAAAACUGUGUUAGUUCUGCCAGAAGAUGAUGAAAAUGAGGACAAUGGCGUGCUCACUGCCCCUCAAUUAAGUGACAAUACAAUUGUCUAUAAGCUUCAUGGUUCACUUUCACAGCAAUCACGUACAAGCACAUUGCAGUCGUUUAUCAAAGAUAAUAAUUCAUAUAACAAGAUAUUAUUUUGUACUGAUGUUGCGUCUCGUGGGUUGGAUUUACCAAAUGUUGCCAAUGUUAUAGAAUAUGACCCUCCUUUCACUAUUGAUGAUCAUUUGCAUAGAAUUGGUAGAUCAGCAAGAUUGGGUAAUGAAGGUAAUGCAACUUUGUUUCUACUUCCAGGUAUUGAAGAAGGGUAUGUAGAGGGAAAGUUGAAGGUUGCGCAUCCAAGAGAAGGAAACUUGAGAGUUAAGAAUUAUGAAGAAAUAUUACAAGAAGGAUUUGCACAAGGAAAUAUCAAGUCAAAGGAUAAUAAGUUAGGGAAGUGGGAUAUCCAUGCUACCACUUGGCAUCUUGAUGUUGAAAGGUGGCUAUUAGAAGAUCAAGCUAGUCAUGACGAAGCUGUUAGGGCAUUUACUUCUCAUAUACGUGCAUACGCAACACAUUUGUCGUCGGAACGUGAGUUUUUCAAUGUAAAAUUAUUACAUUUAGGUCAUUUAGCGAAAAGUUUUGGAUUAAGAGAGACACCAAAGAAGUUAGGUAAAUCUGUUGGUAAUAACAGCAAUUACUCAGAAUCUAAGAAAGGUAAAAAAGAGGACCCAAGAAAGAAAAUGUUGAGAAUGGCCAAGAUGGCUGUGAAAUCUGCAAGUAGCGAAUUUAAUUAUUAA